UCCCGGAAGCCGGCAGCCUGCGCGCCUGCAGGCUCGGGUCGCGCGCCGGAGGUUGCAGAGGAGGCGAGUGGCGGUUCCGGCGUCCGGGAAGGAGAAUGGCCCUGCUGUGCUACAACCGGGGCUGCGGCCAGCGCUUCGAUCCCGAGACCAACUCCGACGAUGCUUGUACAUACCACCCAGGCGUUCCAGUCUUUCAUGAUGCAUUAAAGGGUUGGUCUUGCUGUAAGAGAAGAACAACUGAUUUUUCUGAUUUUUUAAGUAUUGUAGGCUGUACGAAAGGAAGGCAUAACAGUGAGAAGCCACCUGAGCCAGUCAAACCUGAAGUCAAGACUACUGAGAAGAAAGAGCUUUCUGAAUUGAAACCCAAAUUUCAGGAGCACAUCAUUCAGGCCCCUAAACCAGUAGAAGCAAUAAAAAGGCCAAGCCCGGAUGAACCAAUGACAAAUUUGGAAUUAAAGAUAUCUGCCUCCCUAAAACAAGCACUUGAUAAACUUAAACUGUCAUCGGGGAAUGAAGAAAAUAAGAAAGAAGAAGACAGUGAUGAAAUUAAGAUUGGAACCUCAUGUAAAAAUGGAGGGUGUUCAAAGACAUACCAGGGUCCACAGAGUCUAGAAGAAGUCUGUGUAUAUCAUUCUGGAGUACCUAUUUUCCAUGAAGGGAUGAAAUACUGGAGCUGUUGUAGAAGAAAAACUUCUGAUUUUAAUACAUUCUUAGCCCAAGAAGGCUGUACAACAGGGAAACACAUGUGGACUAAAAAGGAUGCUGGGAAAAAGGUUGUUCCAUGUAGACAUGACUGGCAUCAGACUGGGGGUGAAGUCACCAUUUCGGUAUAUGCGAAAAAUUCACUUCCCGAGCUUAGCCAAGUAGAAGCAAAUAGCACAUUGUUAAAUGUACACAUUGUAUUUGAAGGAGAGAAGGAAUUUCAUCAAAAUGUGAAAUUAUGGGGUGUGAUUGAUGUAAAACGAAGCUACGUGAAUAUGACGGCAACAAAGAUUGAGAUCACCAUGAGAAAAGCUGAACCUAUGCAGUGGGCAAGCCUUGAACUGCCUGCAGCAAAAACCCAUGGAAAACAAAAGGAAGAGACAACAGAAUGAGUUGGGAAGGGAAAGAAAUGUCACUGGCUGUUUCAGAAUUCUUCCUGCGUGAAGUGGUGACUUGCUGCUGUACUCUCGUUUUCUUGUUAUUGUUGUUGAAUCUGGCAUUUCAGGGUCUGCAGUAGGUUCAAGCCAAAGUCGGUUUAUCUUUUUGUGCCUCCCGUAUCGCUUUUGAGUUACCUAAAUUAAUUAUUCAUUUCUCCUCACUAAUAGAACUGUAGUUGUGUCCUGUACUUGAAGAAGCUAGAAAAUAGCUCGUAACAGUUACAAUAUUUCUUAGCAUAAUACUGCAUUAAUCAGAGAAAUGUAAAGAAACAUUUGUUUUUACAUCUAUUUCUUUUAUCCUAUAAUUAAUCACUAAAGCAAGAUGGAAUGUCAGAUUUUUAAUUAGCUUUUUCAUGAAUUUGUGUUCCUAUGAUACUUGAAAAUCUUUAAGGAAGAGAUGAAGCUCUGCAUUGCUUUUCCACUCAACAAUAACAUUUUGUAGGGGGAUUAACUCACGGUAGUGUAGUACAUAAGUAGUAGCAAGGAAAUACAAACAUUAAUUAACAAAUCAGAAUUCAUUUACAGCUAAUUGGAUUAAAAAUUACAUCAGUACCUGUAUACUUGCCAAGCAGUAUGAUCUUAAGAGUAUAGGAAACAUCAUAAAUAAGAAUAAAAAGGUAUCAAUUUGAUUAAAAUUCACCAUUUUAUAAGACUAAACAGUAGUGUUAAACAUCUCUUUCCUAAUUAUUCAUAAGGUCUCUGGAUGGUGUUAUGACUGAAUUGUACCUAAUUUAUAGUCUGUGCCCUCUUAGAAUCUUUUAUUAGUUAUAAAGAUAAAUUAUAUAUAUUAUUUGGCCUCCCUGGUGGAAAACUGUCUGUAAAAUUCCAGGCUAAAAGACUUUUGGAAAUACAUUAGGGUAUCAGAAAAGUAAAUAUUUAAACUUUGCUUUAUGACAGCUAUUACAUGUGAAAUAAACAAAAUAGCUUAUU
Molecule: messenger RNA, 2069 nt
Organism: Dama dama (fallow deer)
Lineage: Eukaryota; Metazoa; Chordata; Mammalia; Artiodactyla; Cervidae
Product: cysteine and histidine-rich domain-containing protein 1-like
Exons: 1
Coding region: 96-1094 (332 amino acids)
Biological process (GO): centrosome duplication
Molecular function (GO): zinc ion binding
Source: RefSeq, a predicted model, not a curated record